AUGUACUGCAUACUGAUCUCGGACGAUUUCUUUGAUAUGUAUGCACUGACGGGCUCGGUCCCAAGUAAAUGCCCUGGUCUGAAUCACAUGCAGGUUCAGGAUAUAUUACUGUGCACUAGUACUUCCUCAUCCGGUACCCCUGUCCCUGACGCUUUCAUGUAUCAAUGCGAGGGUGCGAGCCAGGCGAGUCCUUUCUGGCCGCAUAUGUUCACACUCGCUACCGCUUCUAGGCAUUGUCUACUAUCUGAAGCUAACCACCCGUGUACAUCAAACAAGGUAUCUCACAACAUGUACACCGCGGCCAUGUCUUUUCGAGGUAGAAUAGCUGUGCAGACGACUUGCAUCUCUCAAGAAGUCCUGGCCCAAGGCGGAAAAGAUGCCCUUAAGUUGCUUGGAACCAGAACGCAUCGUUUUGACGAGCCUUCAAAGUUGACUCUCAACCACCAACUAUCACAGUCAUUUCCGAAAACCUGGCGGCGACGUGUUCCACGAGGUGUCACCGACCUUGCUUCAUCGACCAUCGAUUGGGGUGCUUCUUCGGCCUGUUCGGACUAUACAAACUAUUUGGAACUGUUGUCCAGAAGUGGAUCGCCCGUUCUAUGUGUUAUACAGUUCACCCCUGAUUCGCUCGUUAGCGUGCAUCCAGUUGGCUAUUGCUCGCUGUGA
Molecule: messenger RNA, 666 nt
Organism: Neurospora hispaniola
Lineage: Eukaryota; Fungi; Ascomycota; Sordariomycetes; Sordariales; Sordariaceae
Exons: 4
Coding region: 1-666 (221 amino acids)
Source: RefSeq, a predicted model, not a curated record